ACACACUUUAUGAAAUCUGUUUUGAUAGUGAAUUGCUGUAACUUGUGUUAUACCUACAGAAAUAGGGAAUUAUUGUGACUUGUGUUAUUAAUACAUAAAGUUUACUAUCUUAGCAAAAUAUUAUCAAAGUUUAUAAGUUCCUGCAAGUUAUAAUGACUAGGUAUUUGAGAAUUCUAAAGAAAUAUUUAUUUCGAUUAAUUUAAGAUCCGUUUACAGAAACAAAAUAGUAAAUUGGAAUUCACAAUUUAUGAAUAACCUUGUUUCAGGUUCUUAAAAGUGUUCUCAGGAGUAUACAUUUAAUGUUAAGGUCUUUAACAUGGACAAUAAUAGUCUUGUAAAUGUGACGGAAGGUAACAAUCAUGUUCAAAGUAAAAAUCAAACGGACAGGUCUUCAUUUGAGCCAUACGAAGAAGCUGCUGCAACAAUUUGUUUACUUUUGUUCAUCAUCAUAGUUUGCCUGAAUGGACUUGUAAUUUACACCCUCGUGUUCAGAAAACAUGAAAAGAGUCGCCUCCUCUAUUUUGUACUGAAUUUAGCAAUAGCAGAUUUCCUCGUGGGUGUAUGCAGUGUUCUUGUACUUGGUAUAACUAGUGCAAUGCAUAAAGAAUGGUAUGGUGGUGACAUUAUGUGUAGACUUAAUCGUUUUAUGUCAACAACGACUGUGAUUGCAUCUAAUAAUCUUCUGAUCAGCAUGAGUGUAGACAGAUUUCUGGCAAUUAAGUAUCCAUUGAAUGUUCUUAGAAUAGGUAUUCAUAGGUAUAUGAACAAGUGCUUGGUCGGAGGGGCAUGGCUUAUCAGUAUAGUGGCCUCAAGUUUUUUCAUAAUUUACAGUCAGGGAGUAAAUGCAAAUCCAAAUGGUGCUGAUAUUUAUGAACAAAAAGGUGGCUGUAAAAUUAAAUUUCCAGAUAAUUGGUGGAAGCCGUAUAGUUUAACAGUUGCAGUAAUAGUCUAUGUUUUACCAACAAUCGGUAUAACAGUAUGUUAUGUGGGUAUAUGUAUCAUAGUUUGGAUGAAAUGGCGUUCAAGAGUGAAAUUAUCAGAGAUCAACACCGAUGCAAGCAGAGACCGACUUCCAAAGGCUAAGAUAAAGAGCAUCAAAAUGACAAUGGUCGUUUGUUUGGCCUUUUUCUUAUGCUGGACACCUUAUUUUGUAGUAAUGUUGAUGCACAUUUUUCACCCAGGUACGGUGGGACAGAAAUUAUCUCUUUUAUUCAACUGUCUAUACCCACUCAACAGUGCCUGCAAUCCUCUCAUAUUCAUGUUAUUCAAUCGCAAACUGUUCUUGUUCACUUGCGACACUUAGGGACAAAAUAUCAACAUACUGUACAAUCGUAUGAAAAGAGGAGCACACAAAUGACGUCAACUUGUCUAGGUGCUUGUAUUUCGUCAGUACUCGAGAUGCUACACGUUGGAAUAAG
Molecule: messenger RNA, 1418 nt
Organism: Ruditapes philippinarum (Manila clam)
Lineage: Eukaryota; Metazoa; Mollusca; Bivalvia; Venerida; Veneridae
Product: cardioacceleratory peptide receptor-like
Exons: 7
Coding region: 317-1303 (328 amino acids)
Biological process (GO): G protein-coupled receptor signaling pathway
Cellular component (GO): membrane
Molecular function (GO): vasopressin receptor activity; peptide binding
Source: RefSeq, a predicted model, not a curated record